GAGUAAUGUUGCUGAUAGAAAACAGUUGAACUGCGCAGAGAGUUCAGCUCAGUCGAAGCAGAAGCAAGGAGAGGGCAGAAAGCGGAGAGAUCGGUCUCGGUUUUAUUAUGCUCGAUUUUAACCGUAUUUGCCAAUCUAACCAGUCGGACUCAUGGUGAAAAGAAAGAAGACGUCGCCUACUAGCGAAGAACACGAAAAUGGCAUGACACUGGGCUCCAGGGAGGCGAUCGGUGUCGAAGGGAGGAGGAAUCCGGCCAGAAAGCCCGAAGGUUGCGACGAAGAGGAGAGCGGAGAGCAGGCGAGCGAGGAGCGCAGUACAAAGGGAGACGACGGAGUGGAAAUUCUUAAUCCAUCAACUACGGGUCUCAGCCCCGGUUCAGCUCCGGUUCUACCGGCCUCUCCUGCGAACAGGACCGGAUUUGACUCGACCCAGCAUUCCCAGACCUCCGCGGAGCCCGCCCCUCCGUGUCACGACCAGCAUCAUUUUCUCCGAUCAAGCGUCCGACCUGCGAGCAAACGGAUCCGGAAGGAUUCGAUCGGCUCGACCAUCAAUGGACACGGAGGGGCGAAAUCGAAAGGGGCAGAGAAUGGCUCUUCCUCUCAGGGGACAGUGGGACAGUCGGGGCCAGUGGCCGGCUCCACAGGGGGAGUGUCGAAGGCCUCCAAGGGCCAGGGGUCCACUGAGAAGGAGGAGCAAGCUGGUAACCAGAAGAGGGCCCGUCGGCAGUGGGAGUCUUGGAGCACAGAGGACAAAAACAGCUUUUUUGAGGGCCUCUAUGAGCAUGGGAAGGACUUUGAGGCUAUCCAGAACAACAUUGCAAUGAAGUACAAGAAAAGAGGAAAGCCAGUCAACAUGGUGAAGAACAAGGAGCAGGUUCGCCACUUCUACUACCGGACCUGGCACAAGAUCUCCAAACACAUUGACUUUGCCAACGUGUACUCCAGAGUGCUGAAGAAGUCCUCUCAAGAACUGUACGGCCUCAUCUGCUAUGCCGAGCUGCGCAAAAAAGUUGGCGGGUUAAUGGAUGAUAAGAACGUGUCAAAGCUGAACGAACUAAUCCAACAAGGGGCCACCACCGUGCGCUCCAAAGGGAGGAACCUGCGAAUCAAAGCACCAAUGUGCCGAGCACUGAAGAAACUUUGUGACCCAGAUGGAGUGAGUGACGAGGAGGACCAGAAGCCAGUGCGUCUCCCCCUGAAGGUGGCCGUGGAGCUCCAACCGCGCAGUAACCACUCCUGGGCCCGCGUUCAGAGUCUAGCCCACAACCCUCGCCUCAGGAUGGUGGUGGAGCUCCACAGGAAAGUCUCCAGCCUGAUUGAUUAUCUGAAACAGAAGUGGGCGUACCAGGACCAGCGGAUCCUUAAGAGUCUCAUGGAGAGGGAGGCUCUGGAGGUCGGCCCAUCCAGCACAGCCUCUCCCAGCAAAUCCCAGCAGGACGAUCUCUUCCUUUACCCCGUUGAGAGCAGCACUUUGACCACACUGCCUGGUGUGGCACGUGUCGUUCACUCCAAGGCCUCCUGCACUGUACACUGGCUAGAAAGUGGCAAGAACCGGCCUAAUGCCAAGGAGUUGCCCGCUGCUCAGAUCCUGGGUAUUCACACGGCUCCACCACUUCGGAUUGGCACUAAAUCUGGACGGGGAGGCACCGCUGCUGCUGCUGGUGCUUCAGCGACUGCAUUGUGCGAUAGUCGACGAACUGAGCCCCUUAACCCGGAGCCUUCACAAGACUGCUCUACGAAGGUAGAGGAGAAGAGACCUCAGUCUGUUUCGGUCCCCGCUUCCUCUCAGCAGACUGUGGCUCUUCGGGAAGAGGGGUCUGGGAUAGGUCCCUCUGAAGGGGGAAAGAUCUGCGCUGGUGUGAAGGCCAGUGGUGGUUUAGCAGUGAGCAAAAGCCUGGAGAAGUUGUGUAGUGUUACAGAAAGCUCCUCGGAGCCGUGUACUGAGGAGCAGAACACCAGCAGCUCCUCCCCAGAGGCCAACCAGACUCCCCCAGCCAAACCUCCAGUGUCUGGCUCAGAGGAGGGAAUGUCGCAGGGCUCUGCACCGGCAGCCAAGGAACGGGCUGUCGAGCAGAUCAGAGGGGAGGGUUGGAGCGCGCGUGACGCCGAGAAUGUCACGCUGGCUGAGCUCUACCUGAUGUUCGGGAAGCCUGGCAAGCUGCAGCUGGAGUACGAGUGGCAGCCCAUUGCAGUCCCUUUCAACAACCAAGAAAAUGGACAAGCCCAGCUCAAGCCCAUCAGGACACAACACGUUUUGCGCUGCCUGCUCAAGCUGGUGGCCACGGAGGUCAAUCCUAAACCUUUGGCUCCAGAGCUGUGCUCCACUGCUCCAUCCCCACACAAGACUCACCAAGAGGAGCAGAACCAGGCCCUUACACCUCCAGGGAAGGGCCCCGUAGUAGGUGUUCGCAGCCCCAGCUGUGGCCGGCAGCAGGCCUCUGUCCGCGGGGCCCGGUUACACCUGCCAACUGCUGGAGUCUCAGGUGGACGCAACCUCCCCCGCUCUCUGCUGGGGUCGACGGCGAGCAGCGAGGCAGAAAGCGGUGUGUUUGCGGUGCCCACCACGCUGCCCCCCAAUAGCUCGCGGCACAACAGAAUGUUUUCCCCCAACAAGGAAGCAGAGCUAGCCCUCAAACAGCAGCUCGACUCUAUCAGUAUGCAGUCGGAUCUUUUCCUUUCGAGACAGAGAAAACCUCGAAACAGACAACUCCGGAAACCACUUGUAGUUCAGCGAACACUUCUACCACGAACUACAGGAGACACUCCUCAGCACGUCUGCUCCUUCUCCAUCCUCUCCAACUCCUCUGCCACAGGAACUGGAUCUUUCCGGCCAAUCCACACUCGCCUGGCUCCUUCCUCCCGCCCCCUCCUGUCCAAAGCUUCCCCUGCAGCGUCCAGCUCUGCAGCAGCCAGCCUCUCCAGUGCCAUUGACCUGGCUGCUAAGUCUGCAGGUAUCAUCCCUGGCAGUCCCUGCCGGGAGCUGAACUCUCCCGCGGUUGAUAACAGCACCCUGCUGCACGCCACACCCCUUGUUGAUGCAGAACCAGACGCUCAACUCCUCCAGCACAAUGUCCCAGAGAAUGGUCACCCUCCACCGUCUCCUGGAGUGACCGGUAGUGGGACCUCGAUCCUCUCUCCACCCAGCGUGGCCUCGCUCCUGGACAUCUCUCUCCCCGGCCCACCUGAAGAGGCUCUAGCCCCCGGAGAACCUCAGACACACAUCAGUGACUCUAUCAUCGAGCUCGCCAUCAACUCUGCCCACUAUGGUGAGGAAGCCGCUCUCUCUCCAGCCAAGCUGAGCAACAGCGACGGCUCCAAACUGUUGGCCUCGUCUCCCUCAGUCAGCCCAUCCAGAGGCUGGAUCCCGUCGCCCAGCCACGACCCCCAGUGGUACCCCAGCGACUCGUCUGACUCCACACUAGGAUGCCUCCUCUCCAGCAUGGUCUCUCCUGAUAAGGGCAAGCGGACCACCCUAACCCCCUCUGGCCCCUCCAGCGGCACAGCUUUGCUUGGCCCCAGUCUCCUGGACUGCAACUCCCAUGAUUCCUUUCAGUCCCGUGGCCUUCCUGAUGUGGCAGAGAUGGACUCUCAGCUUGCUUGUAUGAUGAGUGAGAGCAGUGUGGACUACAUUGCACGCUUCAAUGACCUGGCCCAGGAGCUGGCUGUGACCGAGCCCUCCAUCCCACCAUGAGAGGACCUGGCUCCAGCAACCCACGGCCAUCUUGAAGGACAUGAGUUUGCUCAGUCGAGACGGUCUCCACGCUGUCCCUUCUACUUUGGAGAAAAGACCCCCACCCCCUCCCCCCUGUUUGUAAAAGUGCAAUAAUAACAGUGAACCGUGACCAUUGUUCAAAGCGAGUUGAAAACUUGUUGGUUUCACUGAACUGUUCUUUAAGUUGAAACGCCCUUUAAAAACGAACACUUUAGAAAAACAAAUGCGUUUACAAAACACAACCUCAUGUACAGGAAAAAACUAUGCCAUAUUUGAACAAAAAUAUUUUUGACUGAUCUGUUACGUCUCUUCCUGAAUGUGGAGAGAUUUGGUUUCUAUUCCGUUGCUGUGGCCUCAGUUGGAAAAGUAGAUUACAACACAGCAGGGCAGGUAAAGUAAAAACUACUGCCCUCCUUUCCACAUGCUUUUGAUCAGUUGUAGGUUUUAUUGGUUGCAUUUUAAGAACAUAGCAUGCCAUGCAUGUUCAGAUUUAGGUUUGUUUUUAUCUCGCGGUCAAAUGUUACAUGCAAGAUGGCAGCUUUCGUUGGUUUGAUUUUACUACUUCUCUUGAAGUUUGCGCUGAAAUCACAUUGGAGUUGAAUGUGCAGUCGCUUCAUGCGGAUUAUCACUUUUAAAGUAUGUUGAGACGAUAACAGCGAUGCAAUGCUCUUCAGGUUGGUUUGUUGUUGCGUAAACAGGUCGACAUUCAAUUUUGGCAUUUUAAAUAACCUAAGUUUGUAGUAUUUCACUCGACUGCUUUAACAAAUGACAUUGAUAAUUUACUUUAUCUCUCUUGCUGGUAUCAAGAAGCGAGUCGAGCUGAUUUCAGACUACAUAUUAAUUUUUAUUGAUGAACUGAAAUAGAAAAUGUCAGUAGUGUUACACUCCCUUUCAAGCGAACAGGCACAAGUAUGAAAUUAUAUUAAACACUAAAGCCAUAGUUUUAAGCUGUUUUAAAGUCGUUUUCUAACCUGAUUGGUUGUGUUCAAAACAGUAAUACUCCAUUGACUAGUAGUUAGCCAGUAACAGACUCUCCAUGCGGGGAGGUUGGAGGUAAAAAGAUGUUUUUAAGUGCUUUCCCCAUGUAGAUUUGAUGCAAUGUGCUGUUGUUCACAGCAAUCACACACCUACCACGUGAGGUCCAUACUUAUUGCAUCCAGAUUCGUUCUGAAUGGCAAUUAACCAGCAUCAUUAAUAUGCAGUAUUGUGAACGUUUUGUCUCGACAACAUGUUUAACUUCAUUUCUUGAGUGUAAAUUGUAGGAGAGCUCUUGUUAUCAUUCCACUGAUGGGAUUUCAAAUGUUUGUCUCCAAGCACCUUGAGGGCUUUGACUCUAAAGUGUAAAAGCUCUUGUGAUGUUUAUUCAUUUGUGAAACGGCUUCAUCUUCACACACUAGAUACAAUGAAGAUUAUUCUUAAUAAGGAAUAAACGGCAGGUUCGUCUUUGAAUCUGGCAUGUUUUUAUUUCAUUUUUGUUGAAGGAUUUAUUUCUACAAAUGUCAAUUAACUUUACUGCGCUUUUUGUAACAUAACGUAAAUUGUAAUUUGGACUAUUUAUUGUUAACAUUUCAGAAAUAUUAUUUUUUGUCUAACUUAAUAUUAAGAAAGAAUGAAAAAAACUUUUCAGUUUGUAAAAUGUGUUUUUAUUCUGUGUAUAAAGAUAGUGAUAAAAACCUUGUUUGUUUU
Molecule: messenger RNA, 5398 nt
Organism: Cyclopterus lumpus (lumpfish)
Lineage: Eukaryota; Metazoa; Chordata; Actinopteri; Perciformes; Cyclopteridae
Gene: cramp1
Product: cramped chromatin regulator homolog 1
Exons: 20
Coding region: 152-3691 (1179 amino acids)
Biological process (GO): pattern specification process
Cellular component (GO): nucleus
Molecular function (GO): chromatin binding
Source: RefSeq, a predicted model, not a curated record